Messenger RNA from Brassica rapa (field mustard), 4178 nucleotides. RefSeq names its product proline-rich antigen homolog. Lineage: Eukaryota; Viridiplantae; Streptophyta; Magnoliopsida; Brassicales; Brassicaceae. The record is from RefSeq and is a predicted model, not a curated record.
AAACAAAAACGAGUUAGAAUAUUGUAUGGACAAUGUGUAACACUUGACUUUUGGCAGCUGCUACUCCCAAAUCGUCUGGUAACGUAGUUUGGCACUUGGCAAGUUGGCAAUUACAGUUGUAUCACAAUUGUUUUAAGCAAUUUGAUCUUUGGGCACAUGUGAAUCAUGCGUGUUCAUUCCUAGUAAUCAUGAUAAGAAGUUGUAUAGUUUAUUUUAGAAAAAACAGCUGUCGUGGUUUAGAACUAGAACACUUUAUUUAGUGUUUUUCAAUUUUAUAUAUUUGCUGUGUGCAUUUCAAAAUGAUUAAGAAAUAAUUGUGUGUGUGAAUCUACUUUGCAUUCAUUAUUGAAUCAUCACUAGCCCUUCCUGUAUAACAUUUUAAGAAUCCAAAACAGUUAGAAAAAAACUGAAAAAAAAUCUACAUGUAAUAGAAAGUGGAAAAGAUCAUGAAUAGGUCACUUUUUUUUCAUGGUAUUUUGUGAGUUUUUCAUAAUUAUUUUGAAAUUACUAUUAUUUGAUCGUGAUAUUUCCAUUGUUAUACAAAUUGUUUUUAUUAGUGAAUUGAUCAUUUGUAGAAUGUCAUGGCAUGUAAAUGACACCACUCAUAAGAGAAAUGUUUUACCUUAAUAUGGACAAUGCAAUUAUGUUGCUUAUUGAGGUAUUGUAUAGUGUUUUUUUCAUAGAAUACAGCUUAAUUAUCAAUAAUUUUCUUAACAAUGACAAUGAUAAUGCCAAUAUCUGAGUAUAAGAUUAUGCUGUCACAAUUCAAAAUGGAAAAUGAUAUUUUCAUUUAGAAGUUGUGCAUGUGAUCAAUGCGCUGAUAACUUGUCAAAAAUAAAAAUCAUAUCAUCACUUCAAUAGAAUUUGUACACUGUUAAUUGGUCCAAAAUGUUCAAUAUACUUAUUAACAGUGGCAGUAUUUCGAUUUCAAGAGGUUGUAAUUUUAAUUUUUGGUAAAUGCAUGACAUGUGUUGUAAUCCCACUAAAUAGUCACCUCAAGAACAUCAUCCAUCUCCAUGGUUCACAACCUAACCAACACAAAUUGAUACCUUCUAAAAUCAGUAUAUACAAUAAAAUUUGAUCGGUUCACAAAAAACUGAAGUUUUAAAAUGCGGAUUCUAUUCAUCGAACACAUAUGCACAAAUCUGAGGUUCAUAUUAUACUCAAUUUUAUGUUAUCUUGUACAAAUUGAGCAAGUUCUUCCAUAUUAAACUAAUUACAUUGAGGAUAUUGAAUAGUUUUUAAAACUGUUCAAUAGUUCCAUUAAGAGUGUUGAAAAAGUUGUGAAUAUUAUAUUAGAUUAUUUGUACUUAAUCUUUUCAACUAGUUGAAAUUUUUAAAAUGUGGCUCAUAUCAACAACAUUUCACUAGAUUAUUGGCUUUUGAAAUUGUUAUUUUUUAUUCACCUAAUGAUUUCAAACAUAUUAUUUAAGAUUACAAUUUUCUUUUUGUGUGUGUUUAUAAAUAGAGAUCUCUUUUGUUUAAUUUGGAUAUAAAUAGAGAUCUCUUUUGUUUAAUUUGGACACAAAAAAUUAAUUCAUUAUUUUCUAAUAAAUUUUGCUUUUAUUUUUUAGUUUUUUUGUAAGGUAGAAUCCAAAAUAUAUAAUCACAAAAUUAAAAUCUAUGUAUGUAUUAAAUAAAAGAAGAUGAAUAGAGUGUUGAUUUUUUUUUAAAAAAAAAUCAUUGAAAAUGAAUAAAAGUUGAACGUAUAUUAAAUGAUUAUGUAUAAGUGAGAAAAGAUAAUGUGAAUAUUGAAAUGUAAGAAAUAAGGUAUUGAAUAGAUAAAUCAAUGUACAGUCACUUCAAUUAUGAUUUACUUAAAAUUACUAUGAUAAGUCUGAUAAAAUGAGUUUCUAUUGCGAUGCUAGAUAUUUUUUUCCAAUAUAACACCCGUCGACAAAACUUUAUGUUGCACAAGAUUGUAAUAUCCGAUCAUGGGGGUAUAGUCUUUUUUGUGAAUUUUGUUCACUAUUUAUAGAAACAGAAGUGGAAACCUUCUAAUCUAUCACAAGAAAACUGAUAAUCGACAAUAAAACAUUUGCGUCAUGUUUUUAAUCUUAUUUUAAAUUUGUAAAAGGUUAGAUUAUUUAUUAUACACCAAAAGAAAAGGCUUCAAAUUCUACACACUUUUGAAUUUCAAGCUGCUCACCCAAAUUUCUCAUAUUACUUCAAAAGGUUUGUUGAAUGUAAGCCUGGACAGGGAUCAGAUAUCCGGGUUUUUGAAAAUAUUUGUGAUUUGCUUCAUAUGUUACGGAUAUCUAAUUUUUCGAUUUGUUUUGUUUCGGAAAAAUACGGAUAUUCGAAAAAAUGGAUAUCCGGAAAAUAAAUAUAUAUUUGCGGAUAUUUACGAAUACUUAUGAAUAUCUCAUAUGUUUUGAUUAAAACAAAUAAUUUUAAGAAUUUGAUAAAAAAAAAUUUUGUAAUUUUUUUUUUGCAUGGUAUGUUUGAUAAAAAUUAAAAGAAAUAGUGAAUCUACAUAUUUUGAACGUAGUUAACAAUUAUAAUAACACAAAACUUAAGAAAAAAAGUUUAUAAUUGUCAUAAAUGUGUUCUCUUCCUUUUAUGUAAUAUUUUUAUAUAAGUAAUAAUGUGGAUAAAAUUUAUCAAAUCAUAUGUUUGAAUAAUAAUUAUAUAAUUUUAUACAUUAAAAAAUUGAAAUAUAAUCAAGAUAUACAUGUAUUUAUAUAUUGGCGGAUCGGAUCGGAUAUUCGCUUCCCAAAAUUUUAAUAUUUGUGAUUUGUUUCGAUUUUAAUGGAUACUGAUUUUUAGUAUUUGUUUUGUUUCGAAAGUUUACGGAUAUCAGAAAUUUUCGGAUCGAAUAGAAACGAAUAACGAAUCGAAUCAAAUUUAACGGAUAAAAUGUCCGGUACUAGUUGAAUGUAAUAUACUCACUCAGUACUUCCGUCAUCUUCACGUCUACUCUUUCCAAAGCUACCACAUCAUAAACCCAAACCCAAUGAAACAAGUCCACGUGUGAAAGCUUGCAGAAAAGUCAAGCACCAUUUCUGCCAACUCUUUUAAUUUCACCAAACCUACUUGUUCUGUUGCUAGUAGACGCAGCCGCCACGAGAUGGCUCACAGUAGUACCGGGACCAGGGGUACUAUCGUGGUUUCUACAAUUCAUAAGAUCACAAUGACGUGUUUGCUUCCGACGUCCGCGAAUUUUCGUUGCUUUAUUAUAAAACCUUCAGUUAAAAGGUUAAUGUGUCGGCAUAUCUUUUCUUGGUUCUUUUCACUAUAUAUUUCUUUAUUUAUCAAAACACCUUUUUCUGCUGUAACAAAAAUAUAGUCUAUUUUAUAAGAAGAAGAACACUCUUAUUCAUGAAUGUGCUUCUUUCUUUCUCACUCUCUCAUCUUCUUACCUUUUGAAGAUUUCAACAUUUGAAAGUCGAAUUUCUGAAUCCAAAUCUCUGACAAUGGAAGCAAACCAGUUAUAUGGUUUGUAUCUACUUUUUGUUCUGUUACUGUCAGUGAGUUCGCCAGUGACAUCGGACGAGGUUGUUUCUUGUACAAUGUGUUCUUCCUGCGACAAUCCCUGUAAUCCCGUCCAAUCAUAUCCUCCUCCUCCGCCUCCUUCUCGUCCACCACCGUCACCAUCAACAACCACCGCAUGUCCUCCGCCUCCUUCUCCUCCGAGCUCCGGCGGCGGUGGUGGCAGCUCUUACUAUUACCCUCCUCCCUCUCAGUCCGGUGGCGGAAAAUACCCUCCUCCAUACGGUGACGGUGGUCAAGGCUAUUACUACCCUCCGCCGUAUUCAGGCAACUAUCCUACGCCGCCUCCGCCGAACCCUAUCGUCCCUUACUUCCCGUUUUACUAUCAUACGCCACCACCAGGUUCUGGUUCAUAUCGGUUUAUGAAUUCUUAUACUAUUAUGUUUGCUCUUUUCGCCAUCUUCCUCUAUUUAGUGUGACGAAAAAUACGUCGGAGUUCGCCGGGAAAUUACGAAGAAACAUCACAAUAAUGUGGCAGAUCGGUAGAUCUACAAUAGUCUUUGAAGGCCUUAGAUAUCUUUGAUCAUGGAAACUAGAUGUUGGAUCAAAUGAUUAUCUUUUACUUUCUGAUGUGUCAAACUUUUUUGCUUUUCUUGACAAUUUGUAUUUACAUUUUUCUCUUGUUAAUUAACAUUUUAAUUACUCGCUAUUCAGAAAUACAAUAAAUAAAUGUUACUUUCUAUCCA